AGCGUUCCACGCGUCGCUACAUCACGCUCGAGCCUCGAUCACGCUACAUCACGCUACAUUGGAUACUGGCCGUAUCGCUAUCGCGGCACAUCGCGGGUGUCCGCUUGCGGGAGCCAUAUCAAUUCACAAGAAGAUCUUGAAAUCGUUGCUUGGUGCCCUUGGUGGAGCUGGGGAACUGUGGAGAACCUGGGAGAACCUGGGAGAACCCCGACUAACCCCAAGUACCCCAACUUCAAGGAAACGGACGGAGAGGGAAUACGGGAAUACGACGAUCGAGAUUACGGAAGGUGAUCCGGAGACCGCAAUCCCGUGGAAUCGGAAUGACUGUCACGAAUCGCUGCGUCGCGGCCUGCAUAUUACUGGCGAUACUCUCGUUGCUGGUAGAGACAGGACACAGCAUACAAUGUUACCAAUGUAACAGCACCAGCACCGAGUAUCCAUUUCAAUGUAAUGAAUUCCUGACGAGUGACAAUGAUCUUCAGCCUAGGUCAUGCGACAAGGUUUAUGGAGCGCAAUAUUGUGUCAAGCACAUAGGCCGUUUUGAGGGUGGUAUUGGUACAAAGCGAUUUUGCUCGUCCGUGCACAUGGGGAACUACUGCGACUAUGUGAAACAACCGGGUGACAAGCUGACUUACCGCACUUGUGUAUUCACAUGUUCCGAAGACGGAUGCAAUUCAGCGAUAUCCUUCAUGCCAGAUAUAAUGUAUACAUGGAUCAUGCCAGCGAGUUUAAUAGUAGCCUGGAAAAAGCUAUUUCACAGGUAGAAGUUUCUGUGAGAGGCUUGACGAUUAGUUAAGAAUCUGACAAAUUUAUUAUUUCAUUAUUGUCGAUGAAUCUUUAACGUCUUUUUCUAUUCCUUUUUAAAUCGUAAGUAUCAAUUUAUACUUAGAUGCUCAUGCAAGGUAUUAAAUUUUGAUCAAUUUCUCACUGCCAAUGACAUCUCACGGGAUGUGAUACUUAUGAGAUAUUUCUUACCGG
Mycetomoellerius zeteki is the source of this 978-nucleotide messenger RNA. RefSeq names its product glycosylphosphatidylinositol anchored membrane protein boudin (gene bou). The transcript is spliced from 4 exons. Bases 321 to 764 code for a protein of 147 amino acids. The record is from RefSeq and is a predicted model, not a curated record. Gene Ontology annotation, biological process: positive regulation of voltage-gated potassium channel activity; regulation of synaptic transmission, cholinergic; sleep. NCBI's taxonomy places the organism in Eukaryota, Metazoa, Arthropoda, Insecta, Hymenoptera, Formicidae.